Molecule: messenger RNA, 2048 nt
Organism: Hydractinia symbiolongicarpus
Lineage: Eukaryota; Metazoa; Cnidaria; Hydrozoa; Anthoathecata; Hydractiniidae
Exons: 13
Coding region: 143-1744 (533 amino acids)
Biological process (GO): maturation of SSU-rRNA from tricistronic rRNA transcript (SSU-rRNA, 5.8S rRNA, LSU-rRNA)
Cellular component (GO): small-subunit processome; 90S preribosome; nucleolus
Molecular function (GO): protein binding
Source: RefSeq, a predicted model, not a curated record
CGUAUCUAAUAUAUCAUCGUAUUACAGUAUCAAACUAGCUAGGUAAAAAAUUUUAUACAGACCUGACAUAUAUUUACUGUAACAUUCUCUAACAACUUUCCUAUAGCAAACUCUACUUUUACGACACAGACAAAAAAAAAUUAUGAAGACGAAAAGUAAAACGAUUAGUGCUGCCAAAAAAGAUGGCGCACAACUAAAAGUCGAAGAGUAUGUUGUUGAUCCUGAAAAAAUUUUGAAAUAUACAAGAGGUAGUCGAGUCAAAACAAAGGAUAUUAAAGAUCGGAAAUUAAAGAGCAAAUUGAGAGCUCACGAAAAGAAAUAUGAUCAAGCUGUUAAACAAGCUGCAAGAUCUGAACUUCUUAUGACGGAAGAAGCAGGUGUUUUAGAAGCGGAGGGGAUGGAGCGCACACACAAAUUUCGACAAGUAGAUAUAGCAGAUGCUGUGGAUAUCACUAGUGCACAAAAAUUCUUUAGUUUGAAGCUUGAUACGUUUGGACCAUACAAAAUCAACUAUACACGAAAUGGAAAGUUCCUUUUAAUUGGUGGACAAAAGGGUCAUUUAGCUGGCAUGCAAUGGCAAAACAAACAUUUAUCAUGUGAAGUUCAUGCACAAGAAGCUGUGCGUGACGUAAAAUGGUUACAUCAGGAAACCUUUUUUGCUGCUGCUCAAAAAAAAUAUGUUCAUAUAUACGAUAAUCUUGGAACUGAAAUUCAUUGUUUAAAGAAUCAUAGAGAGGUUAACAGAUUGGAAUAUUUGCCAUAUCAUUUUUUACUUGCUACUGUGGGUAACAGUGGGUUUUUAAAAUAUCAAGAUACAUCUACUGGUCGUCUUGUAUCAGAACUUCGUACAAAGCUUGGUCGUUGUGAUUGUAUGACAUAUAAUCCAUACAAUGCAGUUAUCAAUCUGGGUCAUUAUAACGGUUGUGUUACUAUGUGGAGUCCAGUUGUGAAAGAACCUCUUGUUAAAAUGUUAUGUCACCGUGGUCCUGUACUUUCUGUUGCAGUCGAGAAACAAGGAGUUUAUAUGGCUACUUCUGGUCUGGAUGGUUUCAUGAAAGUCUGGGAUAUCAGGGCAUAUAAACCUGUUUACAAAUAUCAAAUGAAUGGUCGUGCUGCACAAUGUUUGACAAUAAGCCACAAAGGAAUGUUAGCUGCAGCUUUCGGAUCACAAGUUUACGUGUUUAAAGAUGCUUUGUCAGAAAAACAAAGUAUGCCCUACAUGAAACAUGCAACACCUGGUAGCGAUAUUUCGAGCUUACAGUUUUGUCCUUACGAAGACGUACUUGGUAUAGGUCAUGCCAAAGGAUUCACAAGUGUUAUCGUUCCUGGUAGUGGAGAACCUAACUUUGACGCUCUGGAAGCGAAUCCAUUUGAAACUAAGAAACAACGCAAAGAGCAUGAAGUUAAGAUGCUGUUGGAAAAGAUUCAGCCCGAGAUGAUCAGUUUAAAUCCUUUGGAAAUUAUACAACUCGACAAAGCUGACACAAAGACAAAAAAAGAUAUGAAAGACGAAGAAAAGGAGGAAGUUAGCUUUGAACCAAAAUAUAAGAUGAAGGGAAGAAGCGCUUCUUCUAAGGUGGUGCAAAGAAAGAAAGGUGUUGACGAACUGUCGAAGAGAGACCAACUAAAAGCCAAAUUAUUAGAAGAAAAAAAGAAGGAAAGAGAAAAGAAAGAGAAAGAACCUGCUAAAGGGCCGACAUUAUUUUCAUGUGCGUUGGAUCGUUUUAAACCGACGACACGAUAACAAUUGACCGACAUGUGACGGUGAUGUGUUGUGAAGAAAUAUGGUUGUCGUGACACCAGUUGGUUGUGACGGUGGGCAUGUCAUCGAAUCAGUUGUAACGAAUCUGACACACGCUGAAAGUUGAUUAACAGUGACAACGAUGACAACGAUGACGUCAUUAAUCUCAUUAAGAGCCAUCUGUGUUUGACAUUUUUAAAAACAACAUGUAUUACAACCUGGUUUUCACGACAUCUUUUUUUUUCAGUUACAAUGUAGAAACCAGGUAGAAAGCGAUUAAUAUAGUUUGGAUUGGUUUCUGCUCGAA